AUGGAGCUCGAUGACAAAAUCCGGGUUAUGAUAGCAGGCACCCCAGAGACCACAUCCAGUCUCAGAAAUGGCCAUUCUCCAAAGGUUGUUGUGACUCUCCGAAAAUCAGCUGGCUCAUCUUCCCAGGACAUGGCUGCACGGAGCGGGUCAGGAGCUUAUACAGAGCAUGCGCAGUGUGCUCCAUCAAGAAGAAAGGACUUGACAAGUUCUCUUGAACAAAAGAUAAGGCACUUAGAAAAACAGAGGCAAGAGCUCCUGGAAGUCAAUCAACAAUGGGACCAACAAUUCCGAAAUAUGAAAGAGUUAUAUGAAAGAAAGGUCCUGGAGCUGAAAACGAAACUAGCGGCCACAGAAGACAUCCACAUCCUAGAGAAGAAACAGAAACAAAGCGUGGCAGAGGGCGACAGGCAGAUAGAGAAAGAGAAGGAAAGCCUAAGGGAAGAAUUGCAAGCGCUGAAGAGGGAGAAUAAGCUGUUGAAGGAAAAUAAUGCUCUCGAGAGUAGGAAGAAAGAACAUUAUGCAUGUGAAAUUAAACGACUCAAUAAGGCUCUUCAGGACGCCUUGGCAAUCGGGAGCUCUUCUCUUUCUGAGGGCUCAAGGAAGUGUAAAGGCAGGUGCAGCCAUGCAGAGCUGAGGCCAAAGGUGGAAAGUCACAAGCAGCAGCCAGAGUAUCAGUGGAAUGUCCUUAACCAGCUUCCUCCACAUGUACAGCACAAGGCACAUGACCACAAGGAGGGAGGUGCCACAUUUCAAAGGAAGAUCCCCUUUAGUGAUUCCUUCCUGGUUCUGGAAUACGGUGUGAUGAGAUUUAACCACUGUGUAAAAACUGUCCUGGCUCUUCCAGUGAUUUACACUGGUGCAUCUGGAGCCCAGGAACUUUUUCCUAGAGACUUCAUUUCUGUCAUAAUCAUGCAGUGCCUGGGCCACCAUAGAGACAACUCACAGGGAAAGAAGAAGAAGAAGAAGGAAGAUGGAGAAAUAAGCAAAAGGGCAAAGGACGGCACCUACCUGUCAAAAUCCCAGGCUAAGGAAAUAUCUGUCAUUAUUCUCCUGAAAUAG
This is a messenger RNA of Peromyscus eremicus (cactus mouse), 1059 nucleotides long. RefSeq names its product TNFAIP3 interacting protein 3 (gene Tnip3). Gene Ontology annotation, biological process: regulation of transcription by RNA polymerase II; cellular response to lipopolysaccharide. Bases 1 to 1059 code for a protein of 352 amino acids. The transcript is spliced from 12 exons. Lineage: Eukaryota; Metazoa; Chordata; Mammalia; Rodentia; Cricetidae. The record is from RefSeq and is a predicted model, not a curated record.